AUGGGCUUGUCACUCACGUUAGCACGAGUUUGUGUCGAAUCAUCGGACCUGGAUGGAGCGCUUCUGAGUAUGGCCAAAGCUGCGGACUACAUCGAACGACUAAAGAAGAUCGACAACUUGACUGCUGAGGAUAGUGCGCAGGUGCAAAAGAUUGAGGCUGAGUAUUUGACCAUGCGAUGUGCUUUGUCAUGGAAACAGGGCCGUCUCGACGUUGCGGAGCACAUGUACGCCAAAGCGGACGACCUCUUACACAACCUCGAUCCAACUUCUGCUGAACAUUUGGCUGACACGUUUCACGGUAUUGGGGGCGACCUCUUGUCGAGAGGCGAUAAUGAAAUGGCUUUGAAGUGGCUCCGGCGUGCACUUGACCUCAUAAAUGACCAAGCGCUAGAAACGCUUUCAACUGAAGGGCUGGAACUUCGAAUAUCCAUCCACCACGAACUCAUACAGGCAUUUAUCGCCACCGGAUCGCAAGAUGGACUGCAAGAAGCUGAGAAUCUUGUGUCGCAUGUUGAAUCAGAGAUCGGUGACAAGCCAGUGGUACUACAUUGGAGACUCGAGAUUCUUCAACGAUCUCCAAGCGAAGUCUUCAACGCCGAUGCAUGCGCAAGUAUACUACGCCGCAUGAUACGUUCGCUCGAUAUGUCGGACGCUGGGCUCGGCUUUCUUCUACAUGGUAUCAGCGAACUGCGAAUGAGAGGUCCACGUUUAGCGAUAGGGCUCGUGGAUGAGUUAUUACUCAGGAAACUUAUGCCUUCCCGUAACAUGGGCUGGAUAGGCAAAGCCAUUGUCCGGCGAGUUUGGAUGGGCACGAUGGAAGCAGAUGCGUCUGCGAGCGUAGCAGAUCUAACGCAGACACUGAAUCAGCUCGUUCAAGAAGCUGGUCAGUGUGAUGUUGAGGCCUCAACUGCUGCACUUUCUAAGCUCAUUUGGAAGAAGCUUGAUACCAGUUAUUCCAAAAAGCAGUACAAAGAAUCCCAGCUUUGGUGCCAGGUUGCGCUCCACUCCAUCUUUGCGAAUAGUGGCGAGGUAUGCCAAGGCAAGUUCAGCAGGCGGCUGGUGCUAUGCGCUACUUCUUGUAGCGAUGCAGAGGCUGCACUUUCUGCAUUUCACUCAAUGCCUAGAAGUAUCCAGGAUGAGCCGCUCACCAGGUAUCUCAUGUUCAGGGUUUCUCUUCUGAACUGGGACCAUGACUUGGGUCGUCAAUGUGUCGAGUUCCUGGGUAAAUUUGCCGAGAAAUCUCAGUGUCGAGAUAUACUAUACGCAUGUAUAAGAGAUGCACAGCUCGUCGGCGAUAAGCUGAUGACCCUGGAAGCUUUGAAGGCGGUUGCCGAAAGCUUUGAUGAUGAAGGCUCUUUGACAAUCAAUCUGCCAUCGAUUCUGAGGUGCACAAUCAGGCUUAUACACUCGCUUGAGUCGCAAGAGUGUAACGAAGGAGAUCCAAGUCCUCAACUUGCAGAAGAAACUUGCCGAAUUUUCGAAAGGGCUGGUGAGCACGCCAAAUUGGAGCCAAAGGAUGAGCAAGGUUGCAAAGUCUUCACAGUAUCGGAGCUGCACUGGUUUCGAAAGAACGCAUACAACAUCGGUGUGACAAAGUGUCAUGUCUAG
This is a messenger RNA of Fusarium musae, 1608 nucleotides long. RefSeq lists its product as uncharacterized. Bases 1 to 1608 code for a protein of 535 amino acids. Gene Ontology annotation, molecular function: protein binding. Gene Ontology annotation, biological process: meiotic cell cycle; regulation of synaptonemal complex assembly. Lineage: Eukaryota; Fungi; Ascomycota; Sordariomycetes; Hypocreales; Nectriaceae. The record is from RefSeq and is a predicted model, not a curated record. The transcript is spliced from 4 exons.